CUAAUGGCUGCUGUUUGCCUCGUCCUGCCCAGGCCACACUUCUGCCAUAUCUGAUCCCAAGUGGCUCUGGGCAGCACAGAUCUGAGUGCCACCACCCUGGGACCACUGGUGGUGAGGCUUUGAGGGCAAAGCUCUGCACUUAUGGAAGCUGCUCAGCUCCUCCAUACCCCUAUGGAAAGCCCUGAGCCCAGCAGGCAGUUUGCCCAGGGGGACAGGAGCACAGUGCUGUCACGAUGGUGUCUGUGCACAAAGGACCAGGCACUCCUGACCCACUGUGCUUCACACAUCUGCCCUGAUUUUCCCCAUUGUCUGCAGCCCUCAUCGUCUCCCAGCUUUGAACCUUCUCUGAACUUUUUGGGGCUGCUGAAAUGGAGCUGGAGGGGAAUGUGUCCCAGUGGGCAGGAAGGACUCAGAACUUUUAGAGAGUGUCUGAAGGAAGGCAACAAGAUGGCAAAGGGUUCAGAGAGCAUGAGGAGUGGCUGAGAUCCCUCAGUUUGUUUGGCUUGGAGAAGAGGAAACAGGGAAUACUCAUGGUGGCCUACAGCCUCUUCAUGGCAACCCUAUAGCUCCCUUAUGGCCUACAGCUUCCUCAUGGCAGCCUGCAGCUCCCAGUGGUGGCCUUACAUCUCCUUCCUGAUGGCCACACAGGUUCCUUUUGGCCUCCAGCUUCUCACAGCGGCCCUACAGCUCCUCACGGCAGCUCUACAACUCCAUCAUGGUGCCCCUACAGCUCCAUCCUGGUAGCCCUACAGCUCCUCGUGCUGGCCCUACAGAUCUCUUACACCCUACAGCUCCUCAUGGCUGCUCUACAGCUCCAUCGUGGUGGCCCUACAGCUCCUUGUGGUGGCCCUGCAGAUCCCUCAUGCCCUCCAGCUCCAUCCUGGUGGCCCUCCAGCUCCUCAUGGUGGUCUUACAGCUCCUCGUGGUGGCCCUACAGCUCCCUCAUGCCCCACAGCUCCUCAUGGCAGCCUGCACCUCCUUCACAAGGGGAGCAAAGCUCAGGAAGCACUCAGAAAUACAGUGUGAAUUUUUGGUGACCACGUGCGGAGGCAGAAUGUGGACUUGAUGAUCCCUUCCAACUCGGGAAUCUCUGUGAUUCCACGAAAUCUCCAUUCCCAGCACUCUGCCGUCGCCGUCACAGGAGGAAUUCCUCCUUCGGUCGCUGUGGAGCAGCUCUAAGUGCUUCAAUAUGUCGGCAGCUGCUGCUGGAGUCGGAUGGUAAAUGCUAAUGUGAUAUUAUCCUGUGCACCUUUCAAAACCCACUGGAAGGGUUUAGUGCAAAUUGGAUUUGCAAACCUCUAUCGGGUCUCCCUGCCCUCAGCAAAGCACUGUAAUCCCCAGCGGGCGCCUUGACAAACCAGCUCCUUCUGUGCAAAAACAGCAGAUUUUGGGAAAAAGGACAGCCGGAUGGAGGGAUGCCCCAGUGCUGGGCUGGAGGAGGCACUGCUUGCUUUUAGGACCACAUUCCUCAAUGUUCUCCUGUGCCACCGGUCCUGCUGGGUCCCAUAGUGACUUCCUCAGAGCAGGAGGAGGUUCUGUGGAUACCAGUGGUGUCGAAAUUGGCCCAGAGAAAAGCACAUCUGGGGCCCGAGCUCAGCCCCGCUGCCAAAAUGUAAGCUUUUAACCCUAUUUCCCCAGGCACUGGGGUUGUUCAAACAAGCCACAGCAAUUAGUCUCCUUCAGCAAACCACCUCUUUCUGGCAUCGUGCGGUUAUUUAGCAUUGGAAGGGUUGGUUCGUCGCUCCAAAAGGGCUGUCGUUCAGAGAAGGUUUUGGCAGGAGUGGGAAAUUUGGGGCUGGAGAAGCACCAUCUGCCAGCACCCAUGAGUGCCUGGGCUGUCAUACUUGUGGUUUUUUGGCUCACGUUAGCUCUGAUUUCCUCUUUGCCUGCGUGUUCCCUGUUGAGGUUGGACGUAAAGAUUCUGGGGAGAAUCCUCUGGUGGUGUUGUUGACAGGAGUGCUUCCAUGCUCUGUUUUCUUUUCCUGCCCACCAUCAAAGGGCCAUUUCCGUGCAGUGCUUUUGCUAUCACGUUGUGUUUCACACCCUUGGUUUACUCCCACCUCAAAGGAGUGAUUUUGCAUUCGCGCUCUCUGCUCCUGCUGAUGCUGAGCAAUGCAAUCCCAAAACAUUUCCCUGUAGUUUUACCUCUCCGUUUCCACCUCUUAGCACAAAGGGUGGCUUCUGCUGCUGGUUAGACCCAUGGAAUCAGUGGAUAAAGGUCAUAAAAGGAACUGCCCCUUGGGAGAGGUGGUGGUAGGGACAAGGGAGGCAGCCUCACCACCCUGACCCUCCCGUCUCUCUCCCUGCAGCCCCAUGGCACACAGAGCAGUGGAGCACGAGGGGCUGACCCCAGCCCUGUGGGAGGAACGAGGGAAAGUGGAGAGCUCUGCAGCUCCUCGCCUUGGGCUGCUUGUCACUUUGGGAAAGCAGAUCCAUGUGGAGUGCGGGGCUCUGGUUUUACUUAGAGUGCACGGGGAGAGCUGGGGAGGAGUCAGGGGAGAGGGAGCAGUGGUGACAGCAUGGCUCCAUGGGCACUGAGAUGCCCCAAACCCACGUGUGCUUUGUGCACGGUGCUGCCGUCUGCCACGGGGCUGCUGGCACAGAGCAACCCUGAGAUAGAGCUGGAGUUCGGGACUUCUUCUUUCUUUCUCUCCUCUGCAUCUGCUUAAUGCUAAUUAAUUAAGCUCAGACCAGGGUUUGGGGCAUGUUUCUUUCUGACGCUCCCCAUUUUGGGGCUUUUUGCCACCCUGGGGCUGUUCUGGCCCUGCAGCACUGGCAUCCCCACUGCAGCCCUUCUCAGCACAACGUCUAACCUACAGCACUCAGACACAGCGAUGCCAUUUGGGGGCUGCGCUUCCAGAGGGGAUCUCACCAACUCAGGGCCAUUUGAGGAGCAUUCUGUCUGAGCACCGCACUGUCCCCAUCCUCACCGGUGGUGCUGGGACCCCUGGGAGCUGCUCAAUCCAUUGGCUUCUCCAGGAGCCUGGAAGAACCACAGCUGCUCCGCCACAGCACGGAGCCGGGAUGGAAAUUGUUUAAUUCCUGCGGGGUGAGUCAUGAGGAGCCGGGAUUUCAAAGCAGCUUGGCUCCCAUGUAAGGCACUAAAAUAAACAGUGUGGCAGGUGGAAGCUCUCUCUGAUGUCCCGUCAAGGCCUUGAUCUUUCCAAGUGUUUCGUGUUGCCAAAAACCUCGGCCACUCCGUGGCCUCAUCCAUUCUCGCUCCGUGGCCGAGGCCGAGAGCUUGAAAAUAAUGAAUCAAUGCCCGGAAGCAUGAAUCGACUGAAAAUUUAUGACAUACUUACAAUAUAAUGUCUUUUGGGCGCCCUGGCUUCUAGGCUUCAAAGCCUGAGGACGGAACGUUCGCACGUCUGCUCUUCCCCCUCUCUCUGCUAUAAAGAAGGAUUUAAGGGUAAAAAAAUGAAGCUCGGCUUCUCCCCUCGCCUCAGCAUUGAGGAGUUUGAAGGGCGACGUGAGUGGGCUUAACAGCUGGAAAUGGUCGUGGAGGAGAGAACCUGAGAGCGUGAGAAGUGGCUGAAGCCCACACGGUCCCGAACGCAGUGCAGCCCACGGGCGUUGGAGAAAUGUUUGGAGUUUGCAAGGAGCUGAGAUGAGAAAAAGGGGAUGGGAGGUGACUGCGAGUCAGCGCCGCUCUCUGAAGGCUGGCGGUGAUGGGGGUUUAAUGGCUGCACCCAUCAGCUCCCAUCAGGUCCAACCUGCUCUGGAUGGACAGAUCCCAGCGCUGUCAGUUUGUAGAGACAUGUUCAACGGAAGCCGGACAUACAGCCCCUUGCCUUCCUCGCUGGCCUCACGGGCAUCCUCCUCCUCCUCUUCCUCUUCCUCGCUGCCGGUGGCUCCGCGGAGACCCCCCCGGGCCCUGCCACGCCACAGCUCUCUGCUCUCCCAGUACAGCAGCUUGCUGGAGAGCUACACGGAAGGGGAGAUCCGGCAGCUCAUCUCGGCGCUGGUGGAACGCUACAGCCAGGCCAUGAACUCGGGUGGCCACGAGCUGCCCCUCUUCCCCAAAACGGGCAACCGCAUGAAGCGCGCACGCGCCCGCCACAAACCCUGCGCCCUGAAGGAGCUGGAGGUGAGCGUCAGCGAGUUGGGCCUGGGCUACGAGUCGGAUGAGACCGUGUUGUUCCGCUACUGCAGCGGCACCUGCGACGCAGCCGUCAGGAACUAUGACCUCUCUCUGAAGAGCGUGCGCAGCAGGAAGAAGAUCAGGAAGGAGAAGGUGCGCGCGCGGCCCUGCUGCAGGCCGCUCUCCUAUGAUGAUGAUGUCUCCUUCUUGGAUGCCUACAACCGUUACUACACCGUCAACGAGCUGUCAGCCAAAGAGUGCGGCUGUGUGUGAAGGGCCGGGUUGGGGGGUGGCCCAAUGGGGGCGAAGGCUACGCUGGGGAUGGGGAUGGACCCCGCGCCGCUGCCCGCCCCGUGGACUUCCCGUGUCCAGUUGGAGGAGGAGAGACGACCUGUGGACCCACCGUGUCCAUUGGGAAGAGGAAAGAUGUCCCAUGGACCUUCCGUGUCCAUUGGGAGGAGGAGAAAUGCCCCACAGACCCCCCAUGUCCACUGGGACCCUCCACGUCUGUGGGGGAGGAAGAGAGAUGCCCCACAGACCAUCCAUGUCCAUUGGGAGGAGGAGAGAUUCCCCAUGGACCCUCCAUGUCCGGUGGGAGGAGGAGUGAUUCUCCAUGGACCCCGCAUAUCCACUGGGACCUUCUUUGUCCAUGGAGGAGAAGAUGAGAUGCCCCGUGGACCCUCCAUGUCCGUGGGGGAGAAGGAGAGAUGCCCCAUGGAUCCCCACAUAUCCAGUGGGAGGAAGAGAGACUGCGACGCUCGCGUGGCCCCGAGCGCUGCUCCCUGCCCACAUGUGUGCACUGUGACCGUGGGGCUGCACAGGAAGGUGUAAGUGUGAGUGUUGUCCCAUGGCGUGGGUUCCCAUCAGCUGAUCCUCCAGUUGGCUGUGCGACACAGGCGCUGGGCUCAGGGUGUGACACACACACUCAGGGUGUGCUGCACGUGGAGUGUUGUGCACAGAUGUUGUCCGUGUCGUUGUGCACUGGGCUGAGCACCGGGUGUUGUCACACGGAUGUGUCACCUGAUGAGGGGUUGUGAGCUGCACGUAGAGGUGACAGGGAUGUGUGUGCAGGGUCUAAUGUGUGCAGUGUGUCCGUAGGGUGCCUGGUGUUGUGGGCAUAGGGGUGUUGGAUGGCUAUGGGUGCCCCAGGUGGGGCUGACAUCCCCUGUUUUCACUGUGUCCGUGCUGGGGUCCCCGUGCUGUGCCCCAAAGCCCCACGUUGGGUGCAGAGCUGCAUGCACACCGUGGAAAAGCUCCAUCUCCGUUCCCCACACCCCAUCCCCUUGCUCCCUGCAGCUGCUGCUUUGUAGGAUAAUCUGCAGUAACUGGAUUAAGCCCAUGGCCCCUCCGCCUGCAGCCGGGCUGGAGACGUGCCACUGCCAUGGAGGUGACACAGAGCCACGCGGCCACCAGCACGGCUGGGCUGCAGCAGGUGAGGAUCCCCCAUAGCCGGCCCAGCUUUGUCCUAAGGGUGUGUGGGAUUCCCAAUGGGGCAGCACAGCUCGGAGCGCAUGCAGGACAGGGCUCAGGCCUGGGCUUUGGCUCCACUUCGCAUUUACAGCAGUGUCACUCUUGUUUACUCUGCGGAGAAAUAAAUGAGACCGCAGACUUUUGCAUUCUCCGGGCAGGCUAAAUUUGUUGCCUGGGAUUGAUGGGUUUUCUCCCCUUGGCCCUCUUCCCAGAAAAAGCAAAUCAUAAACAGAAGGAGAAUAUUGGUGUCGUGUCCUGGGCAUGGAGGGAGAACGCUCUGAUGGCAGCGCUCCGCUGGGGGACCUCUGUGCCAUAUUGGGACCAUGGCCACUGGGGACAUGGGCAGGAUUUUGGGGUGGUGGUGACAAAGGUGAUCCCCAAAAGAAGCAGAAGCAGCUGCAGGACGAUCUGUGCUUGUGACCCACGCUGUGCCCACAGCUUGCUUCCACCCUCAAAUAAAGCAACACAACGCACCCAAAUCUAAUAAUAAUAACUGCGCUCUGAAGGGCUUGGGCGCGUUCCAGUUCUCACUACUAUAAAACUAAAAUUAGUUGUGUUGCAGAAGCCUCCAGUUAAACAAGCGAAAAACAACAACAAAAACAACAAGCAACCAAAACCCAAGCACAGGAAGGUGCUCAGAGCAGUGCAGCAGGGUUAGCACCGAGCUCCCUGUGUCACCGGGAGCACGGAGGUGAUGCUGAGGUUUUGCAGCUGUUGUGUUGCUCCUGGUGCCGGGUUUUGGAGACGUGUUGGAGAUACCCAUUGGUUUCGGGGCUUGCAGGGCUGAGGUCAGCAGCAGCUUUGCACCCUCGUGCUGCUGAACCCACCCUGCUGCACUUUGCAACCCCAAAAGCACCCCAAAGCACUGGGAAACCCCCAACGCGAGGCGUGUUGCAAAGCAACGCAGAUAGCUGCAACGCCUCUUCCUUUUUUUCCCCCCCUUUUCCUUUUUCACCCCACGCAGAGGUGCGGGGGAAGUGGCUGACGUUGGCGGCGUGUGAUGGUUCGGGGAGUGCAUCUGGGCUGCAGCUGCACUGUGCAGCCACACAACACCCGGGGGACGAGCAGGGCCGACGCGGCCAUCACCCAACCGUGGCUUUUGCUUGCGUGUCGCUUCCGUGCGUGUCACUCAGGGUUGUCCUCUUGGGGACACGUGCGUCCUCGUGUUCCGGGAGCAUCGCCCUGUCCCGCACCGUCUGCACAAGGAAAUGUGGUUCCAAUAGAAUCGCCGCUCUUUCCCUUAAUGCUUUCCAUUUCUACAGCCCUCUCCGCUGUAAUAGGAGCUGGAGCUGUCUGGAAGAAUGUCUACAAUGCAGAAAAGGCAAAAGGAUGGAAAAUUCCCCGCUCAAAGCCACGGCGCAAUCUCAUCUGGCUCUCUUCCUCAUCACCCCAUGCGUUACUGAUUGCUAAUAACGGUGUGCAACAUCUGCCGGGUGGUGUUUUGGGGGAUUUUGGGGGGCAUCUUCCACCCUGCAGCUUGCCCAUCACCCAAGGCAGGAGACGAGGGCUGGGAACGACGGCGAGAUGUUUAGAACGAUUCCAGUGGUUGUGACAGCGCAAAAUAUGAGUGUUAUGUUAUCCCGACUCUCUGAUAAUGAGUUAUGGGACGUUUCAUUGUGUUUUACUAUACACAUCCCCAUAUGGCCCUGCAGUGUUUGGGUAACUCCGGCUCUGGCUCUGGUUCGGCUCCGCCUGUCACUUGCAUCAGUCGGGAUCCCAUUCGCCAACAUGGGUGCACUCCCGAUUUGGUAUCGGUGAGGGGGAACGGGCCUAACAUCAUUGUUUCCACUCGGUGAAAGCACUGGCAAACGUUGCGUCCUUUAUUUAAACAGGUCCAGAAAUGUGCUGGGAAGAAAUCAUUUCUCCCAGUUUAUCGAGACAAAUGGUU
This is a messenger RNA of Centrocercus urophasianus (Greater sage-grouse), 7439 nucleotides long. RefSeq names its product neurturin (gene NRTN). Bases 3608 to 4354 code for a protein of 248 amino acids. NCBI's taxonomy places the organism in Eukaryota, Metazoa, Chordata, Aves, Galliformes, Phasianidae. The transcript has 4 exons. Gene Ontology annotation, molecular function: glial cell-derived neurotrophic factor receptor binding; receptor tyrosine kinase binding; growth factor activity. The record is from RefSeq and is a predicted model, not a curated record.